UGCUUGUUUUGCGAAUGAUUGAUCAUUGAAGUUUGAAUGUAAUUUUUUGUGUUUGCUAGAGAUUUCUAUUUGUCUGCGAGUUUCAAUCAAUAGUGCUGAUAUAACUGCCAAGAACAACUAUCAAAUAUCAUCAUAAAAUUUAAAAUUCUGACUCGUAAAUUCCCGCGGAAUACUCAAGAAAUCCACAAUAAAAUAUAUAAACAAUGUCACUAUUCGGCUCCUUGAUGGGAGAUGUGGAAGAUGACCCCUUUUUCGGGCCACACAUGAGGCACAUGCAGCAAAUGAACAAUUUCAUGAGCUCCAUGUUCUCAGAUCCCUUCGGAAUGCUGAAUGAUGGACCCUUGGCUAUCGGAGGCCCCCGACAUGGAGGUGCACUCAUGCCCUUUAUGCCUCAAAUGCCCAUAAACAGAUUGUUCUCAGCAGAUAUGACCAACGGCCCGCUCUCGUCCGGAAGUUCAUUCAGCAGCAGCACUGUGGUGAUGUCUAGUGGACCAAAUGGCACCCCUCAGGUGUACAGUUCAACAAGUAGAACUAAAAUUGGACCAAAUGGUGUGAAGGAGACACAGAAAACACUACAGGACUCCAGGACAGGUGUCAAGAAGAUGUCUAUUGGGCACCACAUCGGCGAGCGCGCGCACGUGAUCGAGCGCGAACAGAACGUGUACUCGGGUGAUGCGGAGGAGCGCCAGGAGUUCAUCAACCUUGAUGAAGACGAAGCUGAGGACUUCGACAGGGAGUUCCAACAGCGAGCUGGCAUGCACACCUCUAGCUCAUCGCGUCGCGCGUUGCUCCCCGCCCGCGCCUCCCCCGCGCCGCGCCUCGCGCUCCCCGCGCCCCCCGCGCCCCCCGUCGCCGAGCCCGCCAGGCCCAGCGAGAGAGUGGCGCGACACCGGCCGAGCGCGCGACGACCUCUCCGCUCUGCGCUCACUGACAGCUCUGGGGUUCGCGAAGUGUACGGAGGCGCUCACCCCCAAAGGCAGAAGCCCCGUCAUCGCUCUCAUCGCACCCACUGAUCUCCUACACUAUAGCUCCGUGACUACUAGACUACUCAUCGGCUCCUAGACUACUCAUCGGCUCUUAGACUACUCAUCGGCUCCUAGACUACAAACUGAGAAUCAUAGACUACUCACUAGCUCCUAGUCCCUAGUCUACUCUGCGGCUCCUAGACUACUUUGUGGCUCCUAGACUAUAGCAAGAUUGCAGUGAGCAUUACCCAUUUUCUUUUAUUGUGUAAGUUUGGGUUAUGGCUAAUCAUGCUUUCUCUUUCAUACAAUAUACGAUGAAUGAAAGAGAAUGCACGAUUAACUUGAACCCAGACUAACGCAAGUAGACCUUAGAUAACCUCGGAAUGUUACAAUGAAUUAAAUUACCUCCUGACGUAUUCACAAUUUUCGUUUGACUCGAUUAGAAAAUUUACUCUUCUGUUAUUGGUCAACAUUGACUUGUGACAAAAUGUUGACCAAUCAUAGCGCAGAAUAAUUUAUUGCUGUAUCUAAGUUAUCUUAGUGUAUAAUACGGAUUGUUUGUUUACCAUUCUAUGAUUUUGCAAAGACGGAAUGUAUUUUGCGCGUACAAAAAGAUAUUUCGACUUGUUUGGACAAAACCUUUUAGUACUAAAAUAUUGAAAGUGUUUAAGCGUAUAGCGUUGAUUUGACGUUUGUCUAGGAUACUUUUUCUCGAUAGUGUUUUUUUGUGGUAUAGUAAAUCUUAGGUUCCUUGUCCUACCUAUAAGCUAGAAAACACUCGCAACAAUAAGUGAUCUAACAAUAAUAUGACUUUGGGCUGUGCCCGUACGGAAAACAAUAAAAGAAAUCUCAUAGUAGAUGUAUUGUAAUAGGAAAGAUUUUCAACUGGCUUUGACAUAUUCUGUUGCGACUUGCGAUGCAUAAAAAGUUCGUGAUCUACAAAUUAAAAUUCAUAUUAUGUGAUAUGAUAAAAAAAUCUACGAACGUAUCUUUUCUACUUACUAAGAUAAACAGAAUGUUUGAAAAUUGUUAUCUCUCUUCUGUUUCUCCAUUUUUGCGUUUUUUAACUUUUUUCUUGGACAAAAUAUCUAUUUAUUUGUAAGAUAUCUUUUCGUUUCUAUUUAUUUCGGUAUAUUUAAUAAUCUUUAUAUACUUAGUCCCUUACUAAUUAUAUUUACACAACAAAUAAAAGGUAUGCUUGCAUCUGUGUGACAUUUUGAAAACGUCACGGACAAACUUCUGAUGUCACGGGUCACCUGAUGGAAAACGAUGGUAGUUGUUUUCCAUCAGGUUGCU
Aricia agestis (brown argus) is the source of this 2261-nucleotide messenger RNA. RefSeq names its product myeloid leukemia factor (gene Mlf). The record is from RefSeq and is a predicted model, not a curated record. Gene Ontology annotation, biological process: regulation of DNA-templated transcription. Lineage: Eukaryota; Metazoa; Arthropoda; Insecta; Lepidoptera; Lycaenidae. The transcript has 8 exons. Bases 204 to 1013 code for a protein of 269 amino acids. Gene Ontology annotation, cellular component: cytoplasm; nucleus.